Andrographis paniculata is the source of this 2104-nucleotide messenger RNA. Its product is annotated as histidinol-phosphate aminotransferase, chloroplastic-like. Gene Ontology annotation, molecular function: L-histidinol-phosphate:2-oxoglutarate transaminase activity; pyridoxal phosphate binding. Gene Ontology annotation, biological process: L-histidine biosynthetic process. The transcript has 10 exons. Bases 139 to 1410 code for a protein of 423 amino acids. Lineage: Eukaryota; Viridiplantae; Streptophyta; Magnoliopsida; Lamiales; Acanthaceae. The record is from RefSeq and is a predicted model, not a curated record.
UUUACCACAAAGCCCUUGUCCAUUCUAUGUAGUCGUUCGAUAUCUUCGACUCUUUCGAUUCCCCACGCUCCUCUGUUUCAGAAAAUUAAUUUUUGCGAUUUUCUCUGCAUAUUUUCAGGCUGGGGGAAUUGAUUCUAUAUGGGUGUUAUCAAACUGUUAUGCAACAAUCCGUCAGUUCUCGGGGAAAAACCAAAAUUUGGUACCAAUUGUUGUUCGUUGAGACUCGGUAGUGCUACCUGUAUGACUCCAUCCUCCGCCUCCAGCUCGGUCUCUGCAGUUCCGACAAAAGAUGACACUCAACAGCAGCGUGGCUCUGCGGUGACUGGGGACUCAUUUAUUCGGCCGCAUCUCCGUAAAUUAUCUCCUUAUCAGCCAAUCUUACCUUUUGAGGUGUUGUCCACUCGCCUUGGUAGGAAGCCUGAGGAUAUAGUAAAACUUGAUGCCAAUGAAAACCCAUAUGGGCCGCCACCAGAGGUUUCUGAGGCAUUGGGCUCCAUGAGGUUCCCAUAUAUAUAUCCUGACCCUGAAAGCCGCAGGUUGCGAGCUGCGCUUGCUGAAGAUUCUGGCCUGGAAUCUGAUUAUAUUCUAGCUGGCUGUGGUGCAGAUGAACUGAUUGAUUUGAUUAUGCGAUGUGUGUUAGAACCUGGUGACAAAAUAUUGGACUGCCCACCAACCUUCACCAUGUAUGAGUUUGAUGCAAAUGUUAAUGCUGCACUUGUUGUUAAAGUACCCCGGAAAUCAGACUUCAGCUUGGAUGUAAAACGGAUUGUUGAAGUUGUUGAGCAGGAAAGGCCAAAAUGUAUAUUCCUAACCUCGCCUAAUAAUCCAGAUGGAAGCAUAAUAGAUGGUGAAACUCUUCUCCAAAUACUUAAUCUGCCAAUAUUGGUUGUGCUGGAUGAAGCAUACAUUGAAUUUUCUGGAAUUGAGUCCAAAAUGAAAUGGGUGAAGAAGUUUGAAAAUCUAAUCGUUCUUCGUACUUUCAGCAAAAGAGCCGGUUUAGCUGGGCUUCGGGUUGGGUAUGGGGCAUUUCCUCUGAGUAUCAUUGAAUAUUUAUGGAGAGCAAAACAACCAUAUAAUGUGUCUGUUGCUGCUGAGAUUGCAGCAUGUGCUGCAUUACAGAACUCUGAUUACCUAGAGAAAGUAAAAGUUGCGUUGGUUCAAGAAAGGGAGAGGCUCUUCAAGCUUUUGAAAGAAGUAGCAUUUCUAAAGCCAUUUCCAAGCUACUCAAAUUUCAUUCUUUGUGAAGUUACAUCUGGGAUGGAUGCUAAAAAAUUGAAGGAAGACCUUGCAAAAAUGGGAGUGAUGAUUCGCCACUACAGCAAGAAAGAGUUGGCUGGUUAUGUCCGUAUCUCGGUAGGAAAACCAGAGCAUACAGAUUCUUUAAUGGAGAGCCUCAGGCGCCUGAUAUAGAUAUAAAGAGAGAGAGGAGAAUCUAUCUUGUAAUGUAAGGCAAAGCAAGGUAAGGUAAGGUAAGGUUGGUCCAUUCCAUACCAUUCAGCCAAAUUCACAAUUCAUUGGAAUUGUAGACAGAAUAAGAAUGUUGCUGAACAUGUUGUGAACAUAUAAUUGUGACCAUUCUUGGUGGGCAUUGCUGUUCAAGAAUGGCUCCUGCUGAGUUCCAUGGGAGGGAAUUAAGUGGGUUCUGGUACUUCCUACUAUAGUUGAAUAGCUUUUUGGGUUGGGUGUGAUUGAUAUCUAUAUAUCAAGUGUGAAAAGAGUGCUGGAAUGGAAUGGAGCAUUAAAUAACAUGAAGGAGUGGUGGGAUCCGAAGGGGGCUAGUGAAAUCAGUAAUCUUGUACAAUUUGAGCUGUUGAUGGUGCACAAGGCAAUGUUUCUCUCCGCAUAGGCCACCACCAUUAAUGCACACUACAAACAAGCUCACAAAUGACAUAUAUUAGCUCCAAAGAAAGAGAACACAGGUCUAAUAAGGUACAUUAGCUUUUGUUUUAUUUUUCCUUAUCUUUUGGUAAUUUCUAUGCUGUGCUUUCUCUCAUAUAUAUAUUUAUUUAAUUAUUUGAACUCACUGUUGCUGCAUAUGAUACAAUUAUUGCUUUAUCAUUUGUCUGGAAAUUGGCUCUCUGAAUGGAAAAAACAUUUGUAGAAU